AUGGGGAAUAGCCAUCAUGCUUGUUUUAUCACUGGGAAGAAAGAACUUGUGGCUGUUGAUAAUGAUGAAUAUGAUUGUGAAAAUGAUGAAAUUGGAAGUAGUGACAGCGAAGGAGGCCUUAAGGAAGCCCAAGGGGACACAGACAUUGAUGAAGAACAUCAGCGGUAUGGUGAGCAACUACAAGAGUUACUCGACGAAGCCUACGAAAGACUUGUAGCUAUACAGAAAGAAAGUACAAAGCAGAGAAAGCGUACAAAACAAGCCUAUUCCGAGGGUGAUCAACUCUUGGAGGUAAACUACAUUUUCUCCUCUUCCAUCAAAUAUGCCCUAAAAAAGAAUGAAUGA
Molecule: messenger RNA, 345 nt
Organism: Fraxinus pennsylvanica
Lineage: Eukaryota; Viridiplantae; Streptophyta; Magnoliopsida; Lamiales; Oleaceae
Source: the annotation of a GenBank genome assembly